This is a messenger RNA of Herpailurus yagouaroundi (jaguarundi), 1245 nucleotides long. RefSeq names its product olfactory receptor family 1 subfamily Q member 1 (gene OR1Q1). Gene Ontology annotation, cellular component: membrane. Gene Ontology annotation, biological process: G protein-coupled receptor signaling pathway. The transcript has 2 exons. Lineage: Eukaryota; Metazoa; Chordata; Mammalia; Carnivora; Felidae. Bases 1 to 948 code for a protein of 315 amino acids. The record is from RefSeq and is a predicted model, not a curated record. Gene Ontology annotation, molecular function: G protein-coupled receptor activity; olfactory receptor activity.
AUGGUCAAUAACAGCUGGACCAGUGUAUCCCAUUUUGUUCUAUUGGGCAUAUCUACCCACCUGGAAGAGCAGAUCCCACUCUUUCUUCUUUUUCUACUGAUGUAUGCAAUCAACAUUUUUGGGAACUUUGCCAUCAUCACAUUGAUUAUCUCUACUCCAUGUCUCCACACCCCCAUGUACAUCUUCCUCAGUAAUUUGGCUUUGGCAGACAUCUGUUUCACCUCCACCACGGUCCCCAAGAUGCUACAGAACAUUUUCUCGCCUACAAAGGCCAUUUCCUACAUGGGCUGCUUAGCCCAGACCUAUUUCUUCAUUUGCUUUGCAGCCAUGGAAAACUUCCUUCUGGCUGUGAUGGCCUAUGAUAGAUACAUCGCUAUCUGCUACCCUUUCCGCUACCCUAUGAUCCUGACCAGAAUGCUGUGUUCACAGAUGGUGGCUCUGUGCCAUAUCCUCUCCCAUCUUCAUGCCCUGCUGCACACCUUUCUUAUGGGCCGAUUAAUCUUCUGUGCAGAUAACCAGAUUCCCCAUUUCUUCUGUGACCUCUACCCUCUGAUGAAGAUUUCCUGCUCCAGCCCCUACCUCAACACCCUGAUGAUUCACACGGAGGGUGUUAUUGUCAUCAAUGGAGCUCUGGCUUUCAUCAUUGUCUCCUAUGCCCGCAUCAUCUCAGUGGUCCUCCAGAUCCCCUUGGCCAAGAGCAAAUGGAGAGCUUUUUCUACCUGUGGCUCCCACCUCACUGUGGUGUCUAUCUUCUAUGGCACACUCACAUGGGUCUACUUCCGGCCCCUUACCAGCUAUUCAGUGACUGAGGGUCGCAUUCUGACAGUCAUGUACACAGUGGUGACCCCCAUGCUGAACCCCUUCAUUUACAGCCUGAGGAAUGGGGAUGUCAAGGGAGCCUUCAGAAAAUGGGUGUGUGUUUCUUUACACCAACACUUAACUAUCUGAAAAGGAAAUCAAGAAAACAAUCCCGUUUGCAACAGCAUCAAAAAGAAUAAAAUAUUUAGGAAUAAAUUUAACCAAUGAGUUGAAAGAUAUGUACACUACAAAUGGUAAAAUGCUGAUGAAAUAAAUUAAAGCAGACACAAAUAAAUAGAAAGAUAUACCACGUGCACGGAUUGGAAGAAUUAAUAUUGCUAAAAUACCAAUACUACCCAAGGGGAUAUUCAGAUUCAACACAAUCCCUAUAAAAAUUUCAAAGGCAUUUUUCACAGAAAAACAUUCUAAAAUACUUAUGGAACAAGA